AUGUCAAAAUCUGGUGUUUUUUCAUUUAAAAAAUCAACCAUUGAAGGUCGUCAUGUUUUUAAGAAUCAAAAAGAUGGAGUUAUAAUUGUUAUGGAAAAAUUUUUAACGAGUAAUAUUCGGGUUGUUUUUAUUAAAGAUGAAAAUAUUAUUCAACCUCCAUCUGAAUAUUAUUAUAUAUACAAUUUUGGAGAUAAAAAAGAAGUUCAUAGGAAAUUUAUAUUUUUUAAUGAAAUUCCUUGUUUUUUGAUUGGUGCAGCAGAUUUACAUAAUUAUACAAUUUAUUAUAACGAUAAAAGAUUACUUGCAUUUCAUAGUAUGAUGCAAUUUUCAGUUUCUAAACCUAAAUAUCUUAUUGGAAAAAAAAGAGAUAAACAUCCUGAAAUUUUUAAAAAAAUUAAAAAUUUAUUACCUAUAGAUGAUGAGAAAGAAAUAUUGAAUGAUGAAAAUUAUGAAGAUAAAGAAAUUGAUGAUGAAGAAUUGAUUAAAGGAGAAGAAUAA
Molecule: messenger RNA, 498 nt
Organism: Funneliformis caledonium
Lineage: Eukaryota; Fungi; Glomeromycota; Glomeromycetes; Glomerales; Glomeraceae
Source: the annotation of a GenBank genome assembly